UGCUGGCGCGCGGCUCGGGGCGGCUGCGGAGAGCUGCGCGCCUGGUCCCCGCGCUGCGCAGCCGGGCGCAUCUGCCGGCCGCCUGGCACAGCUGUCGCCGAGCAGAGCCGCGGGCUGGGGCGCGGUCCGGUGGCGAGGGGCGGCCCCUGGCUGGGGACCGGGCUGGCUGCGGCGCUGGCAGGGUUGGCCGGGCUGGCCGCCGCCGCCUUCGGGCACGUGCAGCGGGCGGAGAUGGUGCCUAAGAGCUCCGGCGUGCGGGGCCCUUCGCCUGGGAGGCCGGAAGAGGAGGACGAGCUGGCCCGUCGCUGCGCUUGCUUCAUGGCCGCGCCGGUGACCGACUUGCGCGAGCUGCGGAGGAGGCCAGGGGACAUGAAGACCAAGAUGGAGCUGCUGAUUAUGGAAACCCAGGCCCAGGUGUGCCAGGCGCUGGCCCAGGUAGAUGGGGGCGCCAGCUUCUCUGUGGACCGGUGGGAGAGGAAAGAAG
Molecule: messenger RNA, 484 nt
Organism: Carlito syrichta (Philippine tarsier)
Lineage: Eukaryota; Metazoa; Chordata; Mammalia; Primates; Tarsiidae
Product: oxygen-dependent coproporphyrinogen-III oxidase, mitochondrial-like
Exons: 1
Biological process (GO): porphyrin-containing compound biosynthetic process
Molecular function (GO): coproporphyrinogen oxidase activity
Source: RefSeq, a predicted model, not a curated record